CGGCGUCGUAUUUCAGCUGAGGUGGAUUGUUGUUUACAUCCACACAAAGAAGAAAAACUGUUUAUCAUCCAGUCACAUCUGCCCCUUCCUUUUGGAGCUGAAGGCAUUGAAAAAUUCCCAGUUUAUUUCCCCCACAAACGUACACUUCUCCAGGAACAGCCAAUUAAAUUCGAACAGCUGAUGAUAAUCAUUUCGAUUGUGUUGUUAUAGAAUUCCAAAAUAGUGCGGUGUGUGCUCGAUAAUUAUAAUUAAUCGGUGAUAUUCCCUAGUUUUUAUUUGGAUAUAUUUUUCUUGUGAAGUUUUUGAGAGAGAUCUAGUUAUGAAGGUGACGGUUACGACUCUUGGGGAUGAUAUUUUCGUCCUGGAUGUUAGUGAGGAUUUGGAGUUGGAGAAUUUUAAGGCAUUUUGUGAAAUAGAGUGCGGUGUACCAGCGCCUGAAAUUGUCAUUGCUUUUAAUGGCAGACCACUGAUGGAUGAUAAAAAAUCGUUGAAAGAUCAUGGUAUCAAGGACGGCGACGCUGUCAUUCUCCAGCACAUGCAUCAAAGUGGCGUUGACCUCAAUCCACAACCCAUAAAUGGAGCAGUGCCUCUCCUGGAUUUCAGCUCGAUCAGGAUUCCAGGGGCUGCCUCCAGCUCAUCAGCACCAGCUCAGAGAGCUCAAAAUCCACGGAGUGAAGAUGAUCCUGCAAUGAUUCGAGAUAUGUUUCUAGCUAAUCCUGAUCAGCUGGCUUUGUUGAAGCAAAAUAAUCCUAGACUGGCAGAUGCUCUCUUAUCUGGCAAUCUUGAUAAAUUUUCAGCAGUGCUGAAAGAACAGAUCAAAGUUCGCGAGGAACGCCAGGCACAGCGUCUCAGGAUGAUGAAUGCGGAUCCCUUCGACACCGAGUCCCAGAGACUCAUUGCCGAAGAAAUUCGACAAAAAAAUAUCGAAGCUAACAUGGAGGCAGCUAUGGAGUACAAUCCCGAGACAUUCGGCACUGUCGUGAUGUUAUACAUAAAUUGCAAAGUCAAUGGUUUUCCUGUUAAAGCUUUCAUCGAUUCAGGCGCACAAACAACUAUAAUGUCCCAGGCAUGUGCAGAGAGAUGUCACAUUAUGCGUCUGGUGGAUUCACGUUGGGCUGGUGUUGCCAAAGGCGUGGGUGUACAAAGAAUCAUCGGACGCAUUCAUAUGGUUCAGAUACAGAUUGGAAAUGACCACCUGACCACAUCCUUCAGUGUCCUCGAGGAGCAGCCGAUGGACAUGUUGCUGGGUCUAGAUAUGUUGAAACGUCAUCAGUGUUGUAUUGACUUGAAGAAAAAUAUUCUGAAAAUUGGAACAACAGGAACAGAAACGCCGUUCUUGACAGAAGGGGAAUUACCAGAGUGUGCAAGACUGAGUGGAACCAAUGAUGGGGGAGUAGAUGAAAGAGAUUACCAAAGAGUUUUGGAGGACAGUGUGAGGGAUGCGAAAAAAUUGAGACAAGGGCAGGACGGCCAAGGCACGAGUAAUGGAGCAUCAGUCUCCAGCAUCUCAACGAAUCCAGAGACGACGGUCUCGACGAGUGAUCCAUUCACAGAGGCUAAUGUCAAAGCCAUCGAGACUCUGGGCUUCCCCAGAGCCCAAGUUAUUGCAGAACUCCGUAGAUUCAAUGGUGAUGGAAUGCAGGCGACAGCUGCACUCUGCGCCAAAUCGUUGAAGUUCUGAAUGUACUUUCUCCACUGGUGGAGUUUAUAAUUGUGGGGAACAAUGGAAAUGACAUUGACUAUGGGAUUUGGGACUCUAGAUUAAUAUAACUUGUCUAUGAAAUCUACUGGAGCUAAUACUUAAAUGCUCAAUGAAUAUGAACGACUGAAUCAUUGUGUUCCGUGCAUGGGAUAAUAUCGUGAAAUUUCCACACCUGUACGCAUUUUUUUUCUGCGUUCAUUCAUAUGCGUUCAGUUCACGAAAUGAUCAAGUGAUAUUAAUUCAACAUCUUUAUUCACUUUACCACACUGCUACUGAUUUUUUUUUGUUCGGUAUAAAACAUGUAUUUACCCAGCGAGCAUUUGCCUAAGAGUUUCACGUGGAGGAGAAUUCAAAGUAAAAAUAACGACGGAAAAUGGGAGAUGGAAAUAAAUUGUUGUACUGAGAGA
This is a messenger RNA of Fopius arisanus, 2109 nucleotides long. RefSeq names its product DNA damage inducible 1 homolog rngo (gene rngo). Gene Ontology annotation, biological process: proteolysis. NCBI's taxonomy places the organism in Eukaryota, Metazoa, Arthropoda, Insecta, Hymenoptera, Braconidae. The transcript has 6 exons. Bases 320 to 1681 code for a protein of 453 amino acids. The record is from RefSeq and is a predicted model, not a curated record. Gene Ontology annotation, molecular function: aspartic-type endopeptidase activity; protein binding.